AUGGGUUUUUUCUCGUCGCGCAGGGCAGCUGACGAGUCCCAGUCGUACGUCCAUAACGACAGUUCCGUGUCCAUGUCAAUGGUCCAGGUCAUCCGUUCCCGGUUGUCUGGAAAGUACAAAGGCAAGGAGCGCGAGACGCAUCUUCCUUCAAUGAUCAGGCACAGUGACCACAAUCUCCACCGUCUCAGCGCUGGGCGCUCCCCUCUCGGUACCGAGCAGGUCUUACAAGACACUCCUCAUAUACAUACGGACGUGAUCACGGCCACCCUCGCACAACGCCUCGAUGAACUUGCUGCUGCAAAUUUACAGGGCUUGCUCGAUGACGAUGAAUACCGUCUUCUGCGGCAAAACAUCUUCGAACGGCUUGCUUCAGGGAGCUCAGUCCCGCAGGAAGCAUCCCUUGUCCCCCUUGUUUCACACCCACCGAGCGUCUACAACCCGGCUUCUGUCAAAGUUCGCUCCCCGUCUGUCCGCUCCAAAUCCUCCAUUUCCUCCGCCAUGAGCAGUCUCUUUAAGCGCUCUUCUCGAAUUUCAGCUACCACUUCCCUCACCGCAACAGACGAUGCGUCCAUCUUCUCCAGCGCUACAUCCCGACGGCCAAUUCCCCGACAAAUGCGAAGUAAUGUUUCUCUGACGACGGAGAACCCGUCACGUACGGGUGACACGCAGUAUUUAGGCGUGAACGGGAGUACUAGCAGUAUCAAUGUCAGUGUAAAUGGGGGAAGAAGCAGCCCGUACCGCUCCCUUCGUCGCCUUCAAACAGGACCAGGAGCCACCCCUCCCCCGUCCUCCUUUCGUCUCAACAGCACUUCCGGCUCGCCUUCCACACUCAUUUCCUCAACAUCAACGACACCUCGCACGUCCUCACACACUCCCUCGCAUUCGCAGACCCCAUCACUCUCGCCAUCUACAAACCCAGCUGACCCCGAUAACCCCUCCUCAUCAGAGCUGAAGCGCCAAAUUGCAGAGCUUGAAGCCGAGGGCGGUCGGCUACUUGAUGCGUUCAAUGGGCUUGAGCUCACCACGCUAACUCGACGUCAUCCGCCGCGAACGCCUUCUGUGCGUCGUGUCCGCGUGGGAGUAGGGGGGAGUGAUUAUGGUAGUAGAGGUGGAGGAAGUGAAUAUGGUGGUAAAGGCGGGGUCAGUGAAUAUGGAGGCAGUGGGUACCUAAGCACCGGGAGAGGAACACCCUGCGAUACCGAUGCUCAAUCCGUGUGCUCCGCAUCAGCGGCCUCCAGCGUUAGCCAACCCCGGUCUCAGCCGCAGUCAUACCGGAAUCCCUCGUUACGUGCUCCACCAUCAACAUUAUCUGCGUCAGCAAGGAAGCGCAGUAUGUCAUCUAUAUCAUCUCGCGCACGCGUCCCCACGAAUGGCUCCAUGCAUGCUUCGCUCUCCUCGCCUGGACUGACCCACAGCAAGCUGCGGGAACUAGGCAGCGUCUCCUCUGUGAAUCUGGCGCGAGACUCCUCCGUCCACCUCCCAUCGACGCCGGUGCGUGAAGUACCCGAUGAUGAUGCAUCCAUCUUAGCUCUCGAGAGCGAGCUGAGUGAUAUUCGACGCCGGCGAGGAGAGGUGACGGCACGAUAUCAAUCACGGCUGGAGUAUUUGCGGGCGCAGCUCCGGGGGGCAGAGCUGCGGGAGAAGUUGAUGAGGAGGUAA
This is a messenger RNA of Suillus paluster, 1659 nucleotides long. RefSeq lists its product as uncharacterized. Lineage: Eukaryota; Fungi; Basidiomycota; Agaricomycetes; Boletales; Suillaceae. The record is from RefSeq and is a predicted model, not a curated record. The transcript is spliced from 5 exons. The coding region runs from base 1 to 1659 and encodes 552 amino acids.